AGCUGAGCUAAAUCGUUGCUUCGAUUUUUUGCUAUUUGCUAACUGUCAAUCGGCGAUGUCUUCAAGUUCAGCUGUGUUUCACAGGAAUUCUAUAAAAACAAAUAAAUGUUAAAUUAAAUAACAAAUAUGUAAAUAUCGGAUAUGCAUUUAUAAGAUAAACGCUACAUGAGUUCGUAGAUAAGGCUAAACAAUAACUUUAAGAUGGCAUUAUUUAGAAAGCAAGACUUCUCACCUCCAAUUUUAUCAAAGAAAUGGAUAGCAAUUAAGUUUAGACCAAAUAUGCUCAUAUACAGUCAUGACAAUAUAAUAACAAUACUAGAAAGUGGUUUGCUGUUCCGUGAGGAUAGUAUUGAAGUGGAGCAAGAAGCCCCCUGUCCAGAAGUAGCCUGGGGCCAUGCGGGGGGAACGGCAGGUGGUUGGCUUACGAAAGGGGAGCGAAAUGGUGCCUUGAUAGCUAUUGCUGCAUGUGUAUUGCUGGCACCACCAAGAAAUUUCAACAAAAUGACUCUCGCGAGAUUGGCGUCCCUGGCGCUGAUUCCGGUCGCGAUUCGUGCGACGCAUCGGUCGCAUUGUCGCGGCGCCUUGCGACUAUUGGUCGCGGUGAUGCGCGACUAUAUGUCGCUGGUGCGUCGCGCGACUGCCUGUUGCCGGGAGUAUGCCGCAUUACAUGCACAGUUGGGUUCUGUCGUCUCAGCAAUAGAAUCAACCCAUGCGAUGCUCUACCAGCAACAAAAAGAGCUUCUGUUGCUAAUGUCACGGGCAUCGUCCGCGUUGCUAGGCAACGUGCCAUGGUUGCGCGGCGAUGUCGCCGUGGAGUGCGAUACAGAUAAUUUAAUGAAACUUCACCACGCCUUUCUAGUCGUGCAAUCCACUCUACUAAAAUAUAUUGCGCUGGCGCAUCAUAUCCCUUCACAAGCACUAUUACUAUACAAAAAUCACAAUGAAAGAAUAUACUGGAUUCACAAUGUGCUUAUAGAAAAUCUUACGAGAGAAUUCAAAGACAAUUUUGAAUCCCUAGAGCGAAUGUAUCGUCUGUUAAAAAACUACGGUACAAAAGACAAUGUGUUAAAAAAGCCAGGUUCAGCGAUCAAAGAAACUUGGUUCUAUUCAGAUAUACAUACAGGUGUGGCAAGAACUAGCUUAGAACUAAAAUUAGCUCUUAAUAAAUGUAAUGACCUAGAUAUGUUCUUAGACUCGUGCGCAUCAAACCAACAAGAUCUAGAUUUAGAUGCUUUAAACAAAGAUAUCGACAGUAUUAUAGAUGAUGUAACAAAGUGUUUGAAAACAGUUCAAAGUUCACAGAUUCGAUUAAAAAAGCUACAAAAUAAAUUCCAAGAAGAUCAUACGGUGGAAGAGGACGAAGAACACGUAGAAGAGGCCAUAUUGAAAAUAGAAGACAAAGAACCAGAGAUAAGAGAUGAAGUAUUCUACUUUGUCAGAACAGAUGACGAUGACGCGCUACCGUCGGUCGCUGAUGUUGUUACUGGUCCAGGAAAAAAAGAGAAAGAAACCACGAAAUUAGUUCUAAAUGAAUUAAGAAGAAAACUAGUCGGAAGAGAAGAUUUAAUGAGAGAAAGAGAAAGACAGGCUCUAGCUAAAACAAUGCCACAGCUUCAAAAUAUACCAGAAUUUCCUAGACAGAUUGAUAUAUUACAAUUCGUUGAUCGUAAAGGUUUUUUAUCAAAAAUAAAGCGAGUGGAACGAAAGAAAUUAAAAUUAAAAAGAACAAAAACUAAAAAGAGCAAACAAAAAUAUAGAUUAAAGAUCUCCCGAUAUAUAAAUGAAAGUGAAAUACUGAAUGUCUAUGAAGCAAAUGCGAAACUGAAUAUCAAAAGCAGAUUGUUAACAAUUUUUAAAGAUGAAAAAGGUUUUAUAGUAACGAAAUGGGUUAAAAAAGAAAUCAAAGAUAACAAUUCUAGCGUUCUUUCUGAUUUAAGUGACGUAGAAUCGGAAACAGGAAAUGCAAAUGUCACCCUAGCUAAUUACAAAGUCAACAAACAAGAUUUAAACAUAUCGUCGUCUGACAGCGAUUUUGAUUUAGACAAUAAUGAACUACUGAAUGACAUAAGAAGAUAUAGAGCUGUCAGAAAAAAGAACUUUCCCGCGAAAAGGGCGUCCAUAGAUAUGGACGAGAGUAUGAAACCCAUAGAGUAUAGAUUCGGAACGGGAAUGGCAAUGGCGUCCGUUUUACAGAAAAAUAACGCCAGAGUUAUGAUGGCGGAAGAAGUUUUUGUUGGUAAUGGCGAAGUUUCAGAAGAUAGUGGCCAUGAUGACGAUGCGUGAUAAAAUGUAACAACUGCUUUGGAUUUCUAUGAUUGAUUAUUUUUUAUCAGAUUAAUGACCGGAAAUUUCUAUUUCAGAUGAUUCGUAUAAAAAUUCAAUUUUUUAAAUUAAAAUUUAAUUAAUAUUGUAAUUAUUUUAUGGCUUUUUAAAUCGUACUAGUCAUUAUAAUUAGUUUAUAUGUCAGGGCAAGGCGCAGAACAAAAUAGGCGAAAUAUGUCAAUGAAUAAAUUAUGUAAUAAUUAAAUAAAAACGUGAUUAAAAUGUAGAAAAUGGUCUAUUCUCUAUGAUUAAGCUAUUUUUAGGUAUACCGAAAUUUGUCAUAAAGGUCUCUUAUACCUAGAAAAUUGCAAUCAUCCACAAGACGUAAAUUUACUGUCUCCAUAUUAAAUUUACUGUCUUUUAUAAUUCAUAGAGAAAAAGACUCUAUUUCUUUGUGAAUUAUAUUUAACCAUUUUUGAUAAGCGACAGUUAAUUAUUAUCAUUGUAUUCACUUACUCCGCUGGCUUUGCUAACCAAAAAGUGUCUUGGCCUCCGUUGUUUUAAUCAUGAUUAUAAUUUUAAUGAAGAUUUAAUUGUAAUGUUUAAAUAAUAAAUAUUAAAUUAUA
This is a messenger RNA of Pieris rapae (cabbage white), 2888 nucleotides long. RefSeq lists its product as uncharacterized. NCBI's taxonomy places the organism in Eukaryota, Metazoa, Arthropoda, Insecta, Lepidoptera, Pieridae. The transcript is spliced from 6 exons. The record is from RefSeq and is a predicted model, not a curated record. The coding region runs from base 202 to 2283 and encodes 693 amino acids.